This is a messenger RNA of Prorocentrum cordatum, 411 nucleotides long. The record is from the annotation of a GenBank genome assembly. Lineage: Eukaryota; Dinophyceae; Prorocentrales; Prorocentraceae.
AUGAGACAGGCAAUCUCCUUGUAUGGUCUCGCGUGCUGCCUCCUUCUCAAGCGAGGCGCGCCGCUGGGCCUCGGCCUGGGCAGCGAGCGCUCGGCCGCCUCGCGGAGGCUCCCCGCGCGCUGGAACGCCUCCGAGGUGCAGGGCAGGCUGGGGUUCUUGACCAGCGGCGCGUACACCAGGAGCGGCAAGGCCGACAGCUUCUACGAGUACCGGCUGCCCGACGGCAGGGACUCUUUCAAGCCCAAGCACUUCAGCCAGGAGGAUCUCCGCCAGUGUCUGUCCGACAAGUGGGUCCACUUCUUUGGGGACUCGCGCCUGAGGUUCUUGUACGCCAGCACCAUCGCCUACCUCUUUGGGCCAGAGCAGCUGGACCAGGCCUCGGGGGAGACGAGGGCCGGGGCUCUCCAGUAA